Manis javanica (Malayan pangolin) is the source of this 8239-nucleotide messenger RNA. Lineage: Eukaryota; Metazoa; Chordata; Mammalia; Pholidota; Manidae. The record is from RefSeq and is a predicted model, not a curated record.
GGCAGCUCCCGCCCUUCAGCCCCGGCGGCGCGCGUAUGUCGGCGGGCACCUGAGCGCGGUCCGCCUCGGAGUGGAGUGCGGAGCCCCGCACGCCGGCGGAGCCCUCGGGGGGCGGAGGAUGGGGCUGGGGGCGCUGUCCCCGGGGAUGCUCCUGUGGCUGCUGGCCUCGGGGGCUGUGCUCUCCGGGGAGCUCUGGCUGUGCGCCGGCCGCGACUGCGACUACCCUUCGGAGGGCAGCCCGGAGGACAGCGCGGAGACCAUCGACUACAAGGACCCGUGCAAGGCCGCUGUGUUUUGGGGUGAUAUUGCCUUAGAUGAUGAAGACUUAAAUAUCUUUCAAAUUGAUAGGACAAUUGACCUUACACAGAACCCCUUUGGAAACCUUGGACAUACCACAGGUGGAUUUGGAGACCAUGGUAUGUCAAAGAAACGAGGAGCUCUCUACCAACUUAUAGAAAGGAUAAGAAGAAUUGGCUCUGGCUUGCGACAAAACAACACAGUUAAGGGCAAAGUACCUCUAAAAUUCUCAGGGCAAAGUGAGAAAAACCGAGUUCCUAGAGCUGCUACAUCAAGAACUGAAAGAAUAUGGCCUGGAGGCGUCAUCCCUUAUGUUAUUGGAGGCAACUUCACUGGCAGCCAGCGAGCCAUGUUCAAGCAGGCCAUGAGGCACUGGGAAAAGCACACGUGCGUGACCUUCAUCGAAAGGAGCGACGAGGAGAGUUACAUUGUCUUCACGUACAGGCCUUGUGGAUGCUGUUCCUAUGUAGGUCGGCGGGGAAAUGGACCUCAGGCAAUCUCUAUUGGCAAGAAUUGUGAUAAAUUUGGAAUUGUUGUUCAUGAAUUAGGUCACGUGAUAGGCUUUUGGCAUGAACACACACGACCAGACCGAGAUAACCACGUGACCAUCAUAAGGGAAAACAUCCAACCAGGUCAAGAGUACAACUUUCUGAAGAUGGAACCCGGGGAAGUGAACUCCCUUGGAGAGGGCUAUGACUUUGACAGCAUCAUGCACUACGCCAGGAACACCUUCUCAAGGGGGAUGUUUCUGGAUACUAUACUCCCCUCCCGUGAUGACAAUGGCAUACGUCCAGCAAUUGGGCAGCGGACUCACUUAAGCAAAGGAGAUAUUGCACAGGCAAGAAAGCUGUAUAGAUGUCCAGCAUGUGGAGAGACCCUACAGGAAUCCAACGGCAACCUUUCCUCCCCAGGAUUCCCAAACGGCUACCCUUCCUACACACACUGCAUUUGGAGAGUGUCUGUGACCCCAGGGGAGAAGAUUGUUUUAAAUUUCACCACGAUGGACCUGUACAAAAGCAGCUUGUGCUGGUACGACUACAUCGAAGUGAGGGACGGUCACUGGAGGAAGUCGCCCCUCCUGGGUAGAUUCUGUGGGGACAAAUUGCCUGAAGCUCUUACCUCCACAGACAGCAGAAUGUGGAUUGAGUUUCGUAGCAGCAGCAACUGGGUGGGAAAAGGCUUUGCAGCUGUCUAUGAAGCAAUCUGUGGAGGUGAGAUACGUAAAAAUGAAGGACAGAUCCAGUCUCCCAAUUAUCCCGAUGACUACAGGCCAAUGAAAGAGUGUGUGUGGCAGAUAACAGUGUCUGAGGACUACCACGUGGGUUUGACCUUUCAGGCCUUUGAGAUUGAAAGGCAUGACAACUGUGCGUACGACUUCCUUGAGGUUCGAGACGGAAGCAGUGAGCACAGCCCUUUAGUGGGGCGUUUCUGCGGCUAUGAUAAGCCUGAAGAUGUCACAUCAACCUCCAAUACCUUGUGGAUGAAGUUUGUUUCUGAUGGAACUGUGAACAAGGCAGGAUUCGCUGCCAACUUCUUUAAAGAGGAAGACGAGUGUGCCAAACCCGACCGUGGGGGCUGUGAGCAGCGGUGUCUGAACACACUGGGCAGCUACACAUGCGCGUGCGAGCCGGGCUAUGAGCUGGGCCCCGACAGGAGGAGCUGCGAAGCGGCUUGUGGUGGACUUCUCAGCAAGCUCAAUGGCACCAUCACCAGCCCAGGCUGGCCCAGGGAGUACCCUCCGAACAAAAACUGCGUGUGGCAGGUGGUCGCGCCAACCCAGUACAGGAUUUCUGUGCAGUUUGAGUUCUUCGAGCUGGAGGGCAACGAAGUUUGCAAAUAUGAUUAUGUGGAAAUCUGGAGCGGCCUCUCUUCUGAGUCUAAACUGCACGGCAGAUUUUGUGGAGCCGAAGUGCCCGAAGUGGUCACCUCCCAGUUCAACAAUAUGAGAAUUGAAUUCAAGUCUGACAACACCGUGUCCAAGAAGGGCUUCAAAGCCCUCUUCUUCUCAGGUAGCCGUGUCCACAUGCUGCAUGCCUUUAGUGAGUUUGAGAUUGAGCAGCAUCAAGAAUGUGCUUAUGAUCACUUGGAAGUGUUUGAUGGAGAAACGGAAAAAUCGCCAAUUCUUGGACGACUAUGUGGCAACAAAAUUCCAGAGCCCCUCGUGGCUACUGGAAAUAAAAUGUUUGUUCGUUUUGUUUCUGAUGCAUCUGUUCAAAGGAAAGGCUUUCAAGCCACACAUUCCACAGAGUGCGGCGGCCGGCUGCGAGCGGAGCCGGGGCCCAGGGACCUGUACUCGCACGCGCAGUUUGGGGACAACAACUACCCGGGGCAGGCGGACUGUGAGUGGCUGCUGGUGUCCGAGCGGGGCUCUCGCCUGGAGCUGACCUUCCAGACCUUCGAGGUGGAGGAGGAAGCUGACUGCGGCUACGACUAUGUGGAGCUCUUCGAGGGCCUGGCCCCGGCGGCCGUGGGGCUGGGUCGGUUCUGCGGAUCGGGGCCGCCAGAGGAGAUCUACUCCCUUGGAGAUGCAGUUUUAAUUCGUUUUCACACGGAUGAUACAAUCAGCAAGAAGGGAUUUCAUAUAAGAUACAAAAGCAUUAGAUAUCCAGGUACAACACAUACCAAAAAAUAACACCAAGCCUCCAUCGGAACGUAAAGAGAUGUGUAUAAUGGAGAAGAGACGUAUUUUUUUAAAUGAAGAUAUUAGCAUAAAUAUUUUAUAUAAGAAGUUUGAACAGACGAAAACUGUUAAGACCAGAGUUCUCUCUGUACUGAAAGAGAAGUUUCCUGAUCGGCUUCACCAGGAUAUUUGGACCCCAAGCUCUUUGGCAUAAAUAUAAAUAAAAUUGGUAGAAGAGCGUCACGUGCUUUAGGAAGACUGUCCAGGCUCCUGUUCACAGCUUGACAUGGAUGCCUCACAACUCAGACAGUUCAGGUCGGGGUCUGUGACCCUAAAGAGCAUUCUUUGGACUUUUUUUUCAAGAUCGGGGAGAAAUAAAAUGAUCUUGCGAGUCAUAAACUGGAAAGCCAGCUCCUUGUACCUUAGGAUGAUUGCUUUGGCUCUGUUUCUUAACCACGGUGUAAACCAGUUCUGUAUAAGACGUUGUGAAUGGGCGUGUUUUCCAGGUGGUUUGUACUUUCAGUGUGUGUGUGUCUGAUGUUUGGAAACUGGAACACUUCAGCUUCAUUAUUUUCACUUGCAGGCCAGAUUAACCUCCUUGAAACACGAGUGACCUUGAUGCCACUACAUUGAGUUAAUUUUCACAAGUCUGGAAAGUCAGUGGUGUCUACUAUGGCAACAGAAUUCUCGACAUGGUGCAUUUAACUGCUGGAAAGUGCCCAGUUGACUGGGAAACUCAGUUCUUUCAGAAAAAGUGCUGCUUUUCACACCAAACCCAAGAGGCCUUGUGCUAUCUUAGGAACCUUGAGAGAGAGCUCCCAGCAGUGUGAAAGGACUCUCCUCCCAACUGCCUGGACGGCUCCUGUCAAGCCACCCGUUCCGCAGUCGUCUUCCUCUUGUCGUUCUUCUAUUGUAGUUGUUAUUGCUGAUGAUGUCAUGGUUCAUGUUGUAUUUAAAAACAAUGCAAUGAAAUGAAGCAGAGGUAGGCCUUGGAAGCAUUGAGAGAUCUCUAUUAUUAGUGUAAAAAAAUGCAGUGUUUGGAAAAAUGGAUCUGUUUCUGAAGGACUUUUCUAUGGUGCUAUUCCAUACAUCUUUUUUAAAUGAAGUUUUUGACCUUUGAGCCAAACACCUGUAGACUCUGAAUGUAUCCCCUUGUCUGGCUGGUGGCAUUUAAAGACUUGUUAAAUAUAUCAAGAGUAGAUCAUGGCAAAGGGUAGCACUUGUCCUGUAGAACCACUACUUUUAACGCCUUAGAAUUCCUGCACAUGAUCGAACAGACCCUCCAGGCACACUCUCUGAAAUGUGGUGCAUGGUUGUGCAUGUUAAUAACAACUCUGUGAGGAAUAUCUGUUUCUGCAACUGAGAACAUUGGGGAUAAAUACGGUAACCUGCUUUUGUGGUAGAAAAUGAAUUUCCUGCUUUAAAGCCCUAUGUUUUUUUAGUAAUAAUGUAUGUACAUGUGAGAUCGUUUGAGUGCGUGAAGCUGCAAGAGGCUGAAAAAUGGUGGGUUGUUGAAAAGCUAAUGUGCCAAGUUCUGCUAGAAUUCUGUCUGAAGUAGCACCUUUCUUAGGAAGUUUUAUCAGCAAAUAAUGGGAACUUCUCGUUAUUAUUGACCCCAUUUAAAAGAAGUCUCUUUCCUUUACAGAAACUCUUUUGAUAUUUCCUGGUUUUCAUGGCAUUUAUUUUAUGAAGUGGCUUUGUUUCUGUUACCUGUCCAUGAACAUUCAACAUUUAGGGAAAUUAGGUAUUCUUCCUCAUUUUUACAAAAUUAAACUAUACACACAGAUGUAGCUUUUUUUUUUUAUUGCCUUCCUGAAAAAUCUUUUAUUGCAUAUGAAUUAUAAUAUGUAAAUACUUGUUGUAGAACCAAUCCUUGGAUCUUACUGAAUGUUACUUUGGAAUUAUAUCAACUGAUGCCUGCAGGAUAAUGAGAUUUUUAGUGGAGCUGAUUUAUUCCAGUGACUUCUAUACUUUUUCACUUAUCUGCAAUUAGACAGAAUAUAUCAGGAAUGGGAAAGAGAGGAAAAAAACCCAUCACAUGCUUAGUGUAUAUACUGUGCCUAGCCCACUGCUGGGCACACGGCACUAGCUCUUUUUGAACUCUGUGCUCCCCUGUAGAGCUGCGGUGAUGUUCAGUUCUGUCGCUGAACUGAGAGAGAAGAUCUGUAACAUUCCAGGGUCUCCGUGUGAAGCUAGAUGUUGAAACCCAGCUUGCCCUAGUGAACAACCUGUGCUUGUCCUACAAAAUGUAAUAGAAUCAACUUGACAUAAAUAAAUAGUAGAUUUUUUUAUGGUGAGACUUUUCAACAUACAGUAAAAUUUAGGUAUAAAUUACAGUGAAACUUUCAGGGUAAGCAUUGAUCCUUUCAGAAAGCAGGAGAAUUCGAAUAUUGACUUUAGAUAUCUUUAAGAACCACAGUUACUACUAGAAAUUAUAAAAACAAAAAACUACUCUGGAAUUGGGAGUUACUAACCAUGGGCCUUUUGUUAAAAUAAGCACAUCAAUUUACUCUGUGUGGCAGUCGAAAUGCAGUGUUGCGCUUGCAAAAUAUUCUGACUGUUCCUGUUGGCAUCUGAGGCUGCAGUGAGCUGUGUUCUACACAACUGGACAUUAGAGCAAAGGGCUGUUUAGAGGCAUUUAGGGUGUUGUAACUCUAGGUCUUCCACGCAAACAUUAAUUUUUAUUGUUAUGUAAGAUAUCAGUUCACUGCGUAUUAUUUUUAUAUUGAACUUUGCUUAAAUGUGUUGUUAAAUGCAAAUACAGACAGCUUCAUUGUUAUUUUGUUAAUAAUUGUUAGUUACUGUUCUAGGCAUUUUAUUAAAUUAAUUUUGUAAAUUAUUUCCACCCCUACAUCAGGAUAUUGGUUGUGUUCUCUACUCACCCAGUUCUAACUCCCACACAAUCUUCACUGACUAUACAAAGGUAAAAAGUGCUCCCAUCUUAGGUGAUUUUAUUAAAUUAUUUUUAAAAGUCAAUUUCGAAUAUUAAUCUGGUUUAUAGAAGCAAUCAUGACUUAGCUGCACAAAACAUUUUUUAAAUAUAUGAGCAACAACAGUUAUAUUUCCAAUGCCCCUUGCCUGUAUUGGCUAGACUUUUGUCAUCUAGGCCUAAUUUUAAUAUAUGAAAAUAUCAGAUUCAAAUUCUGUCCAAUUUUUUUUAACAUGUUAGUCUCUUUGGUUUCUAUUAAUAUUGUAUUUUGGAUAAUAAACCUCAAAUAUGAAAUUUUGUUCUCCCAUAUAGAGCAUCUCUAAGAGCAUCUAAUGACUAAUUAUUAUUUUUCAUAAAGGUAAAAGUUAUUUUUUUAGAAGUGAACUACAGUCAUUUUUGACACUAAAAAUAACAUUUACUUAAAAUAUCAAAACAUUUGGUAAUUUUGUUUAGUGAUAAUAAGACUUGCUUUUUGGAAAACAUUUAAUACCACUUGUCAAAACUGGCAUGGGAAAAGGAAAACAGAAAAAAUAGUUACCUCCUGAAGAUUUAUAACUUUGAUUGCAGAAACAUCUUCUGUUGCACAAGAAAAAAAAAUAUGUAAAAUAAGCUUAUUCAAAAAGAAAAAAGCUGGUCUGUGAAUGUAUCGAAUCAUUUUAUACGUCAGUGCACAGUCAAUGGUUGCCAAUGAAUGGUUAGCGUUAGUCUUUAGUGUUACUGUUAUAAAAUGAAGUUUUGUCAUUAGCUUAAGAAACUAUUGAUGGAUGAGUGAAUCGGACAUAUUGUAGGUAUAAAUAUUAAUCUCCAAAUGUUCCUUUGACACCUUCUUUUUCCAUUCUCCAGUCUUUACCCCACCCACCAUUCCUCACCCCUGAAUCCGGGCUUGCCCUGUACCCGCAGCUUGCACCUGCUGCCCAGCCCUGCACCAUGCCAUGGUCCUAACAAGAUUGUGGGGCACUGAGCACAUCUCACUCUAUAUAAUCUCCCUCCCAUCCAACAUUUUAGAUAAGAAUCAGUAGAAUAAAUAAUAGUCUCUAACUUUAGAAGACUUAUAGGUGGAAAUGUAUGUGCAGUAAAGCAGAUGAAGAGGGGAGACUAGGAAUGUGCAGCUUGUGCCGCAGAGACAAGGUCCUGGCAGCUGGGCAUACUGCUCUUUCUGCCCAAGUGUAGGUGUUGAAAAUAAGGAGAGAACUUGUGUUUUAUGUGCUGUGUCUACAUGAAUACAAGCUAAGGGCUUCACCAGUCUCUUUGCCCUUCCUCUGCUCCAUCUAGCUGUGUUGUCUGUACAGCUAGAAAAACUGGGUAUACGUGCAUUUCAUUAUGCCCAACUAUCACAUUCUUAGAGCAUACUUGCAUCUGAAAUAAAAAUAGCAAGCCAUGGUUAUCCAAAUCGAUUUACAAUAGUAAAACAUGCUCAGUGCUUCCAUGAUUUUGCAAAUUACAUUUUAAAAGAACAGAUCCAGUGGUGCUGCUUCUAUUAAAUAAUAUUGUAGGAUCAUUAUAUUAAUCAUAAUACUUAACUAUACAACAAAUCUAAAAACUGACAAAUUUCAUAUCUGUCAAAAGCUCUAUUAGGAAUAUUUUUAAAAGAGCAGCUACAGCAAUUUAGUUAAAAACUAUAAUUUUCCAUCAGAAAGUAAAAGUGCAUCUGCAUCUGUAUUCCCACAUGAGAUUUUUUAAGACAGAAUCAGUGAUUCACACAAAUGCUCACUGAGUGGUGAUAGGGCUGAAAUGAGGUAAGGGACUCAUUGCAAGGGAUGCUUUUAAAAUUAUUUAAAUUGGGAGAUUGCCCAGAAAGGACAGAUAGAGUGUGUGGAUUAUAGAUAAGUUUAAAUAGGAAACACCUACCCUUAAAGAAUAUUUAGUAGACAUUCUUAGAGGGCUAUGAUUAAACAUUAAACUGCAGGAACAUUUUCCACAGGGAUCUAAAUGAUUUUAUACCCCUGAAUGCCUAUGAGCUGUGCUUGAAUUUACUGGGAAAAAAAGGUUCCUUGUAAUAAGUUUUGCCAUUUUUCAAAGCAUAUUACAUAUUACCAUAUUGCAACCAUUAAGUUUACUCAUUUAUUCAUUCCACUCAUUUUUUUCUUUCAACAAAUAGUUGAUUCAUGCCUACUAAUGUGCCCAGCACUGUGCUGAGUACUAAGAAUUUAAUGAUAGAUUUUAAAAAAUCAUAAUCUAUGUUCUUGUAAGGUUAAAUUCUAGUGGGAGAAAUAAACAUUAAUUAAAAGCAAUCACAAAAAGUCAUAGGUGCAAUAUUAAACAUGCAUGUAUAUUUUACAACCAUUCUGAGGGCAUUACUCCAAAUAGUAUGGUUUAUAUUUUGAGACAAACAUUACCAUAUGCAUCCUUUCCUUAUCUUUUCUUUUCUCUGUCUUCUUGCAUUUGUGCUUUUU